This is a messenger RNA of Closterium sp. NIES-65, 384 nucleotides long. NCBI's taxonomy places the organism in Eukaryota, Viridiplantae, Streptophyta, Zygnematophyceae, Desmidiales, Closteriaceae. The record is from the annotation of a GenBank genome assembly.
AUGCCCUUUCGUCGCUCAGCUUAUCAUCUUCACAUUCGUGUGGAAUUGCCCUUGCGCCGGCCUUAUUCCCUCUCCCCUCCUGUCCUGUCGCCCUCUCUCUCGCCCCUCCAUUCCCGUCGCGCUCUCUCUCUCUCCGCGCCCUUCUUGUCGCCCUCUCUCUCGCCCCUCUCAUCUCGUCGCGCUCUCUCUAUCCGCGCCCUUCCCAUCGCCUCCCUUCCCAUUGCGCGCUCUCUCUCCCCUCCCUUCCCGUCGCCCUCUCUCUCGCCCCUCUCAUCUCGUCGCGCUCUCUCUAUCCGCGCCCUUCCCGUCGCCUCCCUUCCCGCCGCCCUCUCUCUCUCCCCUCCCUUCCCGUCGCCCUCUCUCUCCCCCUUGACAAAAUACUAG